CCUUUCUCAUUUCAGUGACGCCCUUCUCCCGUAUACUUUGGCGAAGAGAAUCCUCUCUCUCUCUCUCUCUCUCUCUCCUUUCGCUUAUUUUCGCUAUCUCCUCAUCCCUAUCCUUUCAUCUUUUACCACCCAUUUCAUGAACCCGUUGCGGCUCCAUUAGAGAAUCCAGGGAUCUCAUUGCUCAGAAUGGGAAGAAAGCCUCGGUAUUCCACACUGAAAAGGAGCUCGGAGGUGUUCAGGCAAGAGCUUGGGUCUCACGACAUCAGAUUAUUUUAAGAAUCACGAGGGAGCAUAUUUCUUCCAGUUAAAUUUGAGAUGUUUUUAUUCUCGAAUCGGAAAAAUGUCAUCUUGAUUCGUCUCAAUCGGGAAAACCCUUGUUCUUUGUGUUUUGCUGCUUGAGUGGUUGGCUUUGGCAGGGAGGUUGAUAAGGGAUUACAAGUUUCGGAUUGAGAUUGGGUAGGGCAAUUGACCUGCCAGUGUUCUUACGUGGGGCUGUUUCUUUGUAAUCGCUGUCCUUGCAAUUUUUUAUUAUUCGGUCAAUUGAUCAGAAUUUUUUUUUUAAUUCCCAUCGAAGAAAGCUGUGGUCUGAGAAUAACGGUAUCUGUUCCUUGCUAGAGAUAUGGACGGGGCUGUUUUUAUUGCCAUAGCAGCCACUAUUGGAAACCUGUUGCAGGGUUGGGACAAUGCUACGAUUGCAGGAGCUGUUAUCUACAUUAAAAGGGAGUUUGAAUUACAAACAGAGCCUACUAUCGAAGGUUUAAUUGUAGCCAUGUCACUUAUUGGCGCUACGAUUAUAACUACAUUCUCAGGACCUGUUUCAGAUUGGUGUGGCAGGCGCCCUAUGCUUAUCUUGUCAUCAUUACUAUAUUUUAUUAGUGGCUUGGUGAUGCUAUGGUCUCCAAAUGUUUACAUCUUACUCCUUGCGAGGCUCAUUGAUGGGUUUGGAGUUGGCUUGGCUGUUACGCUUAUUCCUGUGUAUAUUUCUGAGACUUCCCCACCUGAGAUCAGAGGGCAGUUAAAUACACUUCCACAGUUUUGUGGCUCAGGAGGAAUGUUUUUGUCUUACUGUCUCGUGUUUGCGAUGUCUCUUAUGGCGAAUCCUAACUGGAGAGUGAUGCUUGGAGUUCUCUCCAUUCCUUCCCUAGUAUAUUUGGCAUUAACAAUAUUCUUCCUGCCCGAGUCGCCUAGGUGGCUUGUUAGCAAAGGGAGAAUGUUAGAGGCUAAAAAGGUUCUGCAACAGCUUCGUAGAAGGGAAGAUGUCUCAGGAGAGAUGGCUCUUCUUGUGGAAGGCCUAGGUGUUGGGGUGGAUACAUCGAUUGAGGAGUACAUCAUUGGUCCUGCUAAUGAAAUCAUUGAUGACCAGGAAUAUAUUGCUGAUAAGGAGCAAGUUACACUCUAUGGUCCUGAAGAGGGUCUCUCAUGGGUCGCCCGUCCUGUAAAGGGUCAAAGUGUCCUUGGAAGCAUCCUUGGCGUUGUUUCUCGCCAUGGUAGCAGCUUGGAGAAUCAGAGCAGCAUUUCUCUCGUGGAUCCUCUGGUUACUCUCUUUGGUAGUGUCCAUGAAAAGCUGCCUGUUCCUGAGAUGGGAAGCAUGAGAAGCACUCUAUUUCCCAACUUUGGUAGUAUGUUCAGUGUUACUGGGCCUAAAAUUGAGCACUGGGAUGAGGAGACUGGCCAAAGAGAGGGUGAUGACUAUGCAUCUGAUGCAGCAGGAGGAGAUUCUGAUGACAAUUUACAUAGUCCACUCAUCUCUCGCCAGACGACAAGCAUGGAAGGGAAGGACAUUGCACCUCCACAUGCAGCUCAUGGAAGUGUAUUGAGCAUGAGGAGGAAUAGUAGUCUUAUGCAAGGUGGGGGUGAGGCUGUGAGUAGCAUGGGCAUUGGUGGUGGCUGGCAACUGGCUUGGAAAUGGUCAGAGCGUGAUGGAGAAGAUGGAAAGAAGGAAGGAGGUUUUAAGAGAAUCUAUCUGCACCAAGAGGGGGUGCCUGGUUCAAGGAGGGGUUCUCUUCUUUCACUGCCAGGCCAAGAAGUUCCAGAAGAUUCUGAAUUUAUUCAGGCUGCGGCUUUGGUGAGCCAACCUGCUUUGUAUUCUAAGGAGCUGAUAGAGCAGCAUCCUGUUGGGCCAGCAAUGGUUCAUCCAUCGGAAACAGUUGCGAAGGGAUCUAUAUUGACUGAUCUUCUUGAACCUGGUGUCAAGCAAGCACUGAUUGUAGGUGUUGGGAUCCAAAUUCUACAGCAGUUCUCAGGUAUAAACGGUGUUCUAUAUUACACCCCUCAGAUUCUUGAACAAGCAGGUGUAGCAGUGCUCCUCAAAAACUUUGGACUUGGCUCUGAUUCAUCGUCUAUCCUCAUCAGUUCUCUUACUACCCUGUUGAUGCUUCCUGCUAUCGGUGUUGCUAUGAGAUUAAUGGAUAUCUCUGGGAGAAGGUUUCUACUCCUGUCCACCAUCCCAAUCCUGAUUUGUGCGCUCCUUGUACUGAUCAUAGCCAAUCUGAUCAAACUUGGGAUGGUGCUUCAUGCUGUGCUCUCAACAAUUAGCGUCAUUGCCUAUUUCUGCUGCUUUGUCAUGGGUUUUGGCCCAGUCCCCAACAUUCUUUGCGCAGAGAUUUUCCCCACCAGGGUCCGCGGAGUCUGCAUCGCCAUCUGCGCCCUCGUCUUCUGGAUCGGCGACAUCAUAGUCACAUACUCCCUACCUGUGAUGCUCAACAGCAUCGGCCUCGCCGGCGUCUUCGGGAUUUACACAGUUGUCUGUGUUAUCUCCUUCAUCUUCGUCUUCCUUAAGGUUCCUGAGACCAAGGGAAUGCCCCUUGAGGUUAUCACAGAGUUCUUCGCAGUUGGUGCAAAGCAGAAGCAGCAGGCGAAGCAAUUAUCUGCUGCUGCAAAUUGAUGAGAGGGAAUGUGGAAAGCUAGUAUGUUAAUAAUGGUGAUGGUGAUUAUAAGAUAAGGGAAGAGGAGGAUGAAGUAUAGUUAAGAGAAAGGAAUGGAGCCAUCGUUAUCAGAGGCUUUCUAUUCGUUUUAUGCUGUGAAAUUUGUUCUUUAUAAGGUUUAGUACUGUGAUGAUGGAUAUUUCCUUUUUGCUGUUUCAUCUGUAAUGUUUUAAUGUGGAGAUGCUAUUGUUUUUAUGGUACCAGCUGAUGUUGAUGUAAUAAGAUGGACAGUUAGAAAUGCCUUAAUGUGAGAAAUUAUGCACUUUCAAUAUCAGAGCAUGAGCACUUCUCAUACUAGGCAAAAAUUAUGAAUAGUCUCAUGUAAUAAGAAGCUGUGAUAGACAUGAAAUAUUAAAAAUGUGUUAGAUA
Messenger RNA from Dendrobium catenatum, 3293 nucleotides. Its product is annotated as monosaccharide-sensing protein 2. The transcript has 8 exons. Gene Ontology annotation, biological process: transmembrane transport. The coding region runs from base 620 to 2884 and encodes 754 amino acids. Gene Ontology annotation, cellular component: membrane. Gene Ontology annotation, molecular function: myo-inositol:proton symporter activity. The record is from RefSeq and is a predicted model, not a curated record. Lineage: Eukaryota; Viridiplantae; Streptophyta; Magnoliopsida; Asparagales; Orchidaceae.